UUUUUUAAUUUUUCAUCACACAUUGUUUAUUGUUUGAAUGAUAGAAAUACACUAAUUGGCCUGAUUGAAAGCGAAAGCCAAAAACAUUAGGAUGAAUUAAUAUUGAAGUGGAUAGUUAGCGAGCCCAAUAAAACAAAGAGGAAAGGAAUCAUCACUUGUUAGUUCGACAUGUCUGUGAGGAAAACAACAAUUUCAAAUUGUGAAAAAAAAUUUCUACUAAAAAAUCUAUCAGAAGGGAAUAGGCUAGAUGGCAGAACCUUCAAUGAAUUCAGAAAAGUUAACCUAGAAUUUGGCAAGGAUUGGGGGUGCUGUUAUGUUUCUUUAGGGAAAACUAAAGUUUUAGCUCAAGUUUCUUGUGAAAUUCAACAGCCAAAGUCAUCUAGACCUAGUGAAGGCAUUCUAAUCAUAAACAUUGAACUUAACCCACUAGCUGAUCCAAAUUUUGAAGCUGGUAGAUCUUCGGAUUUGUCUGUUCAGUUGAACCGUCUCUUGGAAAAAUGUUUGAAAGAUUCCAAAGCCGUAGACUUGGAGUCACUGUGCAUCAAAAUGAAUGAAAAGGUUUGGGUCAUUCGGGUGGAUAUAAAUGUUCUGAAUCAUGAAGGAAACAUUCUCGACUGUGCUUCAAUAGCAGCACUUGCAGCAUUAACACAUUUUCGUAGGCCUGAUGUUACCUGUGAUGGGGAAGAAUUCACAAUUCAUAGUCUCAAGCAACGAGAUCCUAUACCUACUGUCAUUCACCACUAUCCUGUUUGUGUUACAUAUUCUAUAUUCAGUGGAGGAGAGUUUAUAUUGGCUGAUCCAACUUUGCUGGAAGAGGGAGUGUCUGAUGGGUUUUUGUCAAUUGGGCUGAAUGCUUACAAAGAAUUAUGUGGACUCCAUUUGAUUGGCAAAGCGGCUUUGAAUCUUGAUGUUAUUAUGAGUACAGCAGAAAAAGCUGCUGGUAGGGCAUCUAAUAUUGUACAGCAAAUCAAGGAGUCUGUUCAAGCAGACAAUGAAAAAAGGUUAGAAAAAAAAGAUACAGGCUUCCAUAAAACUGUCUUGGAAGAAAUUGAAAAACCUUUGGAGGAUUUGAGUCUAUGCCUAAACCAGUGGAUCUCAAAUAAAGGAAAGAAGAAAAAAAAGAAAAAUAAAGAUAAACGUAAAGAAAAAGAAUACAUUGAAGAAACUAAGGACUCUAUUGCUGAAAUUGAAGUUUUAGGGAGUGGUACGGCAGCUUUAGUUCCUAAUGACUCAGAAAGCAAUUCGAAAUGGGAAGCAUGCCAAAGUGAAGAUGAGGAUGAAGUUAUGGUGGUGGAAAUUCCAUCUCCUGUUGUUGAAACUGUGGAUAUUGCAAAUACAGACAGCGAAGAGGAAGCUGUUGUGAUUUUAAAUGCUGAUUCAAAAACUAAGAAGAAAAAGAAGAAGCUGAAAAAUAAAACAUCUCCAAAAUAAAUUUCAGUUGUAUCAUUGCAAUUUUUUAUUUUAUGAAAAAAUCAAACAUGAAAAAUGUAAAAUAUGUAUUCUAAUAAAAGAAUAAAGUAGGCAAAGAAA
Molecule: messenger RNA, 1530 nt
Organism: Leptinotarsa decemlineata (Colorado potato beetle)
Lineage: Eukaryota; Metazoa; Arthropoda; Insecta; Coleoptera; Chrysomelidae
Gene: Rrp45
Product: exosome complex component Rrp45
Biological process (GO): nuclear-transcribed mRNA catabolic process, deadenylation-dependent decay; nuclear polyadenylation-dependent rRNA catabolic process; nuclear mRNA surveillance
Cellular component (GO): nuclear exosome (RNase complex); cytoplasmic exosome (RNase complex)
Molecular function (GO): mRNA 3'-UTR AU-rich region binding
Source: RefSeq, a predicted model, not a curated record